Bursaphelenchus xylophilus (pine wood nematode) is the source of this 1412-nucleotide messenger RNA. NCBI's taxonomy places the organism in Eukaryota, Metazoa, Nematoda, Chromadorea, Rhabditida, Aphelenchoididae. The record is from the annotation of a GenBank genome assembly.
AUGGCACUAAAAUAUAUCCUGAUUACUGUCCUUUUUAUUCAUACCUCGCAACUAUGUCAUUGUCAAUACGACAACCCGGAUCUGAACCAACUUUUGGCCGAAUAUAAACGGCCCAAGGUCAAGGAUGUUGGGGUCAAAUGUUACACUGGAGUUCAGAACUUUGAGAACCAAUUCCCCUUUGAUAAUGUGACCAUAGCGCCGUGCAGGGCCAAUGAGAAUUGCUGCUAUAUGAUGAGUGAGUUUUAUUUUUAUUUUUGGAUUUUGUAGCGUCGUCAGGGGCAUGACUAGCUUAAAGACUAAUCAAUGGGGCCAAUGAAUAAAGUGAUAAGGGGGCCAAGGUAAUUUUCGCGAAAUUUUUUACAUCGUGACGCGUCAUGACGCCCCAGAAUUUUUGCUCAGCUACGCCUAGGCAUGGCUCCGAGGUUGAGAAAAUUUGAAGAGAUUUGAGGGGGCAGGGCCGCGAUUUUCGGCCCGGCCGGUCCCCAACCAUGUCUAUUAUAUAGCUACGCCCCUGGGCGCCGCAGCUUGAAAACAUCACACUUCUACAUCGCAUUUAUUAGCAUAAAUUACAAGAGAAGUGCUCAAAAUGCGACGCUCAAAUUAUCUUAUUGUUAAAUCUUUGCGUGUUGGGAAUACAGGCUGAAUUAAGCCUUAACAGUUGUAGCUCACGCCUUGCAGUUCCAGGCGGGCUAAGAUUUAUGGAUUUUUAGAGAUCGUUGUUAUCAAAAAUCACGGAAAAUGCGGAGCGCAGUCAGAGAGCGAAGAUUUUUUGGAUAGACCUUCGUUUAUCUCGCGCGUUGACUUUUUGCACCGUGUAAGCCCCAAAAAUCACUCCAGUGUCGGAAAAAUAAUGCCGUAACGAAAAUCGCAUUGCUGCUGAGAAAAAUGUGUCCCGACAAAAUCAAAAUGCUUUUCACUUCAGCGGCACGAUCGGCGCAGCGACAUUGCGGUCACUAUUUCCCCGACAGACCGAAAGGCAAAAAAGAAAACUGGCUUUUUCAAAAAAAGGUUGAAACUUGCCAUACACAAAAUCUCGUUUUAGACGGGCAGUGUAGCUAGUUUGAAUUGCAUUUUGACGGCUUCAGAAAAAAAGAAAAAUACACCAUUUUUUUAUUAAGGUCAGCAUAUGACACUUCCAUUACCCCUCACCACUGUAAACCUCUUUUCCAGGUUCCCUGAACGGCACCCAUUACGGCUGCCACGACGAUUGUCCAGAACAGCUCAAGACCUUCCUGUGUGGGCCCGACCCGGACAGCGGCCUACAAGACAUCUACUACUGUUACUGUCGUGACGAACGGGACCCCAACUGUCAGCCAAGCGAAUACAAAAUCAAAGGGAAACGGUCGAUUCCAGCGCCAAGACUUAUUCACUCACAACUGGGACUUGUUGCCGCGAAAAGCAAGCGAAAAUAA